Messenger RNA from Macroventuria anomochaeta, 1968 nucleotides. RefSeq lists its product as uncharacterized. Bases 1 to 1968 code for a protein of 655 amino acids. The record is from RefSeq and is a predicted model, not a curated record. NCBI's taxonomy places the organism in Eukaryota, Fungi, Ascomycota, Dothideomycetes, Pleosporales, Didymellaceae. The transcript has 4 exons. Gene Ontology annotation, molecular function: metal ion binding; ATP binding.
AUGUCGAGGCCACCACAGAGACCUAUCAAGCGUCUGCUCGUCGCCAACAGAGGCGAAAUCGCAACACGAAUAAUUUGUUCAGCUCGGGAACUUGACAUUGAGACGUAUGGGAUUUAUAUCUCAGGCGAUUCAUCACAUGCCGCUAGAGCCACACACGCACUUGAGUUGCCAUCCGCAGCAUCAUUCAUGAAUAUCGAUGGCUUGAUCGGAACCGUCAAAAAACAUGACAUCGAUGCAGUCCAUCCGGGAUACGGAUUUUUAUCUGAAUCAGAAGUAUUCGCAGAGAGAAUGUGGAAGGAAGCCGGUGCUGUUGUAGUCGGUCCCGGGUGGGAAAUUCUAGCUAACACGGGCGACAAGUUGAAGGCAAGACAGCUUGCUGAGCGAUGCAAUGUCCCUGUGUCGCCUGCACUACAAACGCCAACCAAUAAUGUGGACGACGUACGACGGUUUGCUGCUGAAAUUGGCUACCCGAUUAUGGUCAAAGCGGUAGAUGGUGGUGGCGGUCGGGGUAUCAGACUGAUUCGGAAUGAAGAGCAGCUUGCGUCUUCGGUGAAAAGAGCGGUCGAAGAAAGUCCGUCAAAGCAAUUGUUCGCUGAGAAGGCAGCAGUAGAUGGCUUUCGACAUGUCGAAGUUCAGAUUGUCGGUGAUGGGAGUGGAAACGUGACGCAUCUAUGGGAGAGGGAAUGCAGUAUUCAGCGGCGAUAUCAAAAGGUCGUAGAGAUAGCGCCAAGUGUUAUCAAAGACCGGAAACUAAUUGCGAGGGUCAUCGAAGACGCAUUGAAGAUGGCUAGACACGUCCGCUACGUCUCCCUCGGCACCUUCGAAUUCCUCAUCAAUCCUUCCACUAACGAAUACUACUUCCUCGAAGUAAACCCCCGCCUCCAAGUCGAGCACACAAUCACUGAAUCCAUCUGCACAACCGACAUUGUCAAAGCCCAACUGCUCCUCGCUCAAGGCGCGUCGCUGGAGACUUGCGGGCUGCCAACCACACCCCGCCUUCCUGAGAAGCCUUCACCAGCGCACUCGAUCCAGCUCCGUAUCACCGCCGAAAAUGUUGAAGGCGAUUGGUCUCUGUCCAUAGGCAAGAUAACCGGCUUCCAGUUCCCGACCGGCAACGGCAUACGAGUCGACACGCAUCUCAUCGGCGGCUACCCAGCUAUCGUCUCAGCCGACUUCGACAGCCUGAUCGCGAAGCUCAUCGUCACCGCCUCGUCUUGGGAAGAUGCAGUGCGGAAGGCUCAGCGCGCACUGGACGACACUUCCAUCACUGGCGUGAAGACAAACAUCUCCGUCCUUCGAGCCAUCGUCGUGCACCCCGAUUUCCUUCACGGCCAAUGCGACACUCAAUGGCUGGAGAGGAAGCAAUACGAGCUCCUCAAAGCAAGCCAACCCCUCGCAAACCCCACAAACCCACUCCUCCAAAGCACAGCACCCACGACUUCAGCCUCGGCAGUCAGCGCAGCGGCCACGCUCUUCCGCAAAGGCGACGCCUGGUCCCUCACGCUUUCUCCCCCAGGGGAAUCCCAAGCGCAACCAACGCACCAUCUCGAACUCACAAAAGUCCUGCGCAACGACUUCCCCGCCUCGCUAUCCGCAGACAUCCUCUUCACCACCUCCUCGUCCUCCACCUCCUCGAAACCAACCAGCAUACCCUACACCCUCACCCUCUCCGCCACAUCCGCGUCUGCCUCGGCAUCCACGAGUCAGCACCCGCGCGCCAACCCGAGCAAUCCAACACACAUCGCGAUCCCGUUCCCGGGGAAGCUGGUUGAGGUGUUAGUUGAUGAGGGCGAUGUUGUCAGGGAGGGCGAUGUGGUGUGCGUGGUGCAGCAGAUGAAGAUGGAGCUUGAGGUAAGGGCGGGGAGGAGUGGGAGGGUGGGGUGGGUGUUGGAGGUUGAAGAGGGUGGGGAGGUGGAUGUUGGGUGGCUUGCUGCUGUUGUUGAAUCCGAUUCUGGGUCGAAACUUUGA